Messenger RNA from Mobula hypostoma (lesser devil ray), 2658 nucleotides. It is a transcript of the gene cdc42se2, whose product is annotated as CDC42 small effector 2. The record is from RefSeq and is a predicted model, not a curated record. Gene Ontology annotation, molecular function: small GTPase binding. The transcript is spliced from 5 exons. NCBI's taxonomy places the organism in Eukaryota, Metazoa, Chordata, Chondrichthyes, Myliobatiformes, Myliobatidae. The coding region runs from base 431 to 691 and encodes 86 amino acids. Gene Ontology annotation, cellular component: plasma membrane. Gene Ontology annotation, biological process: regulation of Rho protein signal transduction.
GGAAGUAGAGUAAGGGACGAGGGCACAACCUUGUGGAGCACCAGUGUUUAGAGUAACUGGUGGAGGUGUUGCUUCCUACCCUUACUGAUUGCAGUCUUUUGGUCAGGAAUUCAAGGAUCCAGUUGCGGAAGGAGGGAGCUCUUAAUUUCUCCGCACACCCCUGACUCUGGCUACUUCCAGGUGGACGUUUAUAGUCCGAGAGAGAAGGCGUGAACGCUACAAAGCUCUGGAGUGAAGAUCCCCACAACGACCAGCUGGCCAAGCACUGCAGCCAAACUACUGCGACCAUUGGGAUAUACCUGGAAGAACUUUUUCUUUCUGUUGCACACGUUGAUCUGCCUCGUGAAGGACAAGUGGAUUUUCCCACUUUGAGACAGAGAGCCUGGAUUCUGUGUCACUGAGGGACCAUUUAAGCAGCGGACUGUAAAUCAUGAGUGAAUUCUGGUUGUGUUUCAAUUGCUGUAUUGCAGAACAGCCUCAGCCGAAAAGGCGACGGCGGAUUGACCGAAGUAUGAUAGGAGAGCCGACAAACUUUGUCCACACCGCCCAUGUAGGAUCAGGAGACGUCUUCAAUAGUGGAAUGAACUCAGUGAGUUCAAUUCAGAACCAAAUGCAAUCCAAAGGCGGGUAUGCAGGCUCUCCCAUGCCAGUGAACGUUCAAAUGCAGCUGGUGGACACAAAAGCUGGAUAAAAUUUAAAAUAAAGUUUGUGAUUCCUCCAAGUUCAUGUAUUUCUUCCUGUCGAACCCUCCCACCCUCUUUUCACUAUGGUGAUUGCUUCUCUGAGUUCUUCAUGAUGAGAAAAGCAUUACAACAACCCAUCUCCUGUUCCCUUGGCAAUUUGGCUGGAGUCUCCCAUUCCGCUCUGAAGAUAUCACUGGGACUGCUCCUUCUCAAGGCAGUGAUUUGAAAGGAUUUGAUCUUUGCCGAAGUCAUGGACAUACAGUAGCUUCUCAUAUUUUUUUUAAAAAGUACAAAUAGAAUUUUAGCGUUUUCUUCUCUUCGAUGUCUACAUGUGUCAGAGCGAAUCAUUACUGUAUAUAUUUCAUUUUGCCCAUCCUUUAAAUGUGCAACAUUUUUUCUUUUCAUUUUUAUUAUGCUUUUUAUUUACCUUUGAAUUCAGUGUUAGUUUGCAAUGAAAAAUGUCUAAAGGUCUGGAACCUGAAAGCACAAUUACAUUACCACACUCCCUCUAGGUAAGUCAGCAUGGUAAAUGACUGCAUGUGAUGUAGCUCAGCCAAUGGCAAAGUGUUUGUUGCGGCGGAAUGAUGAUACUAAUGCUGACAAGUUUCUAACCAGCAUGUCAGUUUUGCCAGAUGCCUGCCUCCUUAUCCCUGAGCCUACCUGCCUGCAUACUUCUCAUUUUGUUCUGUUUAUCACACACCUCUUGAAAAUAACUGAAUACAUUAACUGGCAUUUUUAAAAAAAAUAAUGGCUUGUGGUAAAUGUGCAAUUCAGCAUACUCCUGUAUUUUAUAUGAACGGAUUAAAGAAAAAUGCAUUUGACCAUGAGCAAGUAACCAAUUGCACUUGUGAUGCAGUAAAAUGGUAGAGCUCCAUUUUGUUAUAUUGCAGCAACUGUUUAAACAAAAUACCUGGAUCCUGAAUUCACACACUGGCCAACAAUAGGAGUAUAGUCCUUAUCAAUUGCUGUACAAUUUUGUAGACUUUUCUCUGCAGCUCUUUAGGUGAAUAUCAAACUUUUAAAAGAAAUAAACUUUCUCGGUUGGGUGUGAGAGGGGUGGGUGGGAGUGUUUGCCGGGGGGAGCAGGGGCAAUGGAAUUCUGUAUGUUGCUCCAGGCAACGUUGGGAGCUGUCUGAACAAACACCAGAGAAAAUUCUGUUCAACAGGGUGGCUUUCGCUUUCCAGUGAAAGAAAGCAAAUACCUUGCUCAGGUUUAUAAGGGCAUAUUUUUUCCCUCCCAUUCCACUCACCUGUGAUAUACUAAUAUUGCACUGUUUCAUAAUAAAUGUAAAUUGUGCAUGGUUUAAUGGUUUUAAAAAAAACAAGAAGCUAAAUCAAGAUUAUCUUUUCAGUAGGCAAAAACAUUGGCUUUACUCAAGAACGUACUCUGUGAAAUGUGACUUAAGUGAUAUUUUAAGUAGUUUUAGGGCUUGUAUUUUAGUGCACAGUCUUUGGAACCCAGAAUAAUUUGCUAGGUACUGAAUUGCAAGAAUCUAUGCUAUGAAUGUGUAAGGAUAGGGAAAUGCUUUUACAUGGAGCAGUGCAGUACAAAUUGUGACCGAAUGUCUGACAUCGAGAUAUAAAGUAUUUUUGAAAUAUGAGUGAGUAGGUUAAUAAUUAAUUGAAUGAAAUAGCUGGAUAUUGUGGCUUGCUAGCCUUUGGGUUAUGUUGCUAUGAAUGACCUGAAUGCAUCCCAGUACUGGUCCUCUAAGCUCUCUGUGGUAAAUGUUAUAUAAAGGGGUAUGUAAAUUGUCAUCACUUAGUGCUGCCAUAGCAAGCCAUUAAUUGAAAUAUAAUUUAUCAUUCUCAUGCAGGCAAUACCCUGCCAAAUAAGAUUUGAAAGGUUGUUUUAGCCUAUUUUUAUAAUGCAUACAAUUUUGUACAUGUUUGUUGUUCCUCAGUGAAAUUGGUUUAGUCUACAAUGGCUUAUAGUUUCAAAAGUGACAUCAGAUUAAAAUAAAGUUUGUCAUUUGCU